UAUUACACGUUUAGAGCUUAUCAGGAGGGUCACACUGAGAGAUAAAGGGUUUAUCUCUAAUGUAGAAACUGAUCAAUAAAAACUUCAUCCUUAGAAGUGCUGAUGUCUAUCAAUAUUGCACAUCACAUCAGUAUUUGCUAUUAUUUUGAUAAUACCUACAGCCACAUCAUAUCGUUUAAGAAGACAUGCUUUGUCAAGCGAGAGCUCAGUGUUAAAAUGAGGAGGAAGAUUGCUUUAAAGCCUGGACAACCAGAAAAAAUUCACAUACAGCUGUCACAUUACAAGCAGAAAUACAACUGGGACUGCGGAGUGUCCUGUGUAUUGAUGGUUCUAUCGAGAAAGAACCGGCAUGAAUUCCUGAAAAAUUUUGCACACAUCUGUAAAAGCGAGGGUUUCAACAAAAGCACAUGGACUAUAGAUUUAUGUUACCUGCUGAAAAAGUACAAUGUAGAACACGUUUUUUACACGAUUACCCUAGGAGUUCACGAAGGAUAUAGAGGAAAUAGCUUCUAUAACAACGUCUUGACAAAGGACGAACAUCGCGUAAAAACUAAGUUUAAAGAUGCUGCGAAUGUAGGAAUAUACGUGAAGAAAAAAUCUGUGACACUAGUAGAUAUUUUAGCCCAUCUAGUCAAUGGACCUGUAAUAGUAUUAACGAAUGCGAGAGUUCUCAGCUGUGAUAUAUGCAAAUUUAACAAAAUUUCUAGCGAAUUAAGAAAAUGUAUUCCUUGGCCAUCUACGUAUCAGGGUCAUUAUGUAGUUAUUUGUGGAUACGACAUACACACGAGGAAAGUCUUUUACAGGAAUCCAUCUUUUGGAGAUCAUGUAUGUUUGAUGUCCUUGGAAUCAUUGGAUCAAGCAAGAAAGUGUUACGGCACUGAUGAAGACAUAAUUUUCAUAUUUAACUGAUGCCAUAUAUAUUAUAUAACUUUUAUCCAGUUUAUUUAUCUAGUAGGUAAUUUAUAUUA
Messenger RNA from Anoplophora glabripennis (Asian longhorned beetle), 968 nucleotides. Its product is annotated as protein GUCD1. The record is from RefSeq and is a predicted model, not a curated record. NCBI's taxonomy places the organism in Eukaryota, Metazoa, Arthropoda, Insecta, Coleoptera, Cerambycidae. The coding region runs from base 103 to 909 and encodes 268 amino acids. The transcript has 5 exons.